Molecule: messenger RNA, 3108 nt
Organism: Micromonas commoda
Lineage: Eukaryota; Viridiplantae; Chlorophyta; Mamiellophyceae; Mamiellales; Mamiellaceae
Exons: 1
Coding region: 1-3108 (1035 amino acids)
Cellular component (GO): plasma membrane
Molecular function (GO): calcium-activated cation channel activity; nucleic acid binding
Source: RefSeq, a predicted model, not a curated record
AUGCGCCAUUGGGGCGCAGCGAUGUUCGGCCGAAAGUCCCAAGACGGGGGCAAUCUACCGCCGCCACCCGCCGCGGGCGGUGGCCUCGCGAUAGACGUCGAGGAUGUCAACCCCGAGACCCCCGAGACCCCCGGGCACAGGCGCACGGGCUCCGGCGGUUGGCUGAGCCCCGGGAAGUCCGGUAAAAAGAGGCCGAAGCGCACGCUCACCACUCCGCGCAAGGGCGAGGUGAAGCAGAACCUGUACGAACCCCCGAACCUGGAGAAAGCGUUGGCGCGCAUGCGCAGGCUGCAGCCGCACGAGGAGACAGAUGACCCCGAGAAGCCCACGAAGAAGCUCUCGCUCUGGAUGAAGGAGGAGGAAAUGCAGGGAAAAUUCAGCGAGGGAAUCGUGUUCUGGUUCAAGCUGAUGAGGGACCACCUCUUGAUGUUCUUCAUAUUCACGAUCCUCUCUUUCUGGGCGUUCAACCAGAUGAGGGUCUCGAACGAGGAGGCCAACCCCAGCUACGAGCGCCUCGGAGCGCUCGGCCGCGUCACCCUCGCCGCCAUCAUGAUUUGGUCCGAGGAUACCCAGCGCAAGGGCGAGACUGUCUCCAACACCGACAAGGACGCCACCUUCGGCAUCAUCGUGCUCGACGCGCUCAUGAUGUUCGCGCUUCUCUUCGUCACCGGCUAUCACCACAUGAAGAAGGAGCAGGUCAAGGAGGAGGUCGACGACGCGACCAUCUCCCUCGACGAUUACUCCGUCGUCAUCGAGUCCGGAUUGCCCUCGGACGUCACCGAGGAGCGCAUCCGCGCGCACUUCGAGAAGUUCGGCGAGGUGCACGAGGUGGUCCUCGGCAAGGACCUUCUGGAGGUGAUGAACCUCAGGAAGCGGCUCAUCGCGCUGGAGGCCAACCACGAGAUGCUCGAGUGGAUGCUCAAGCGCGCGAACAAGCUCCUCGGCAUCGUCGAGAUGGACACGUCCACCAUGACCCAGGAGGAGAUCAUGGUCGCCCGGUGGAAGAAGCUCACGCGCAGGGUGAAGAAGGAGAUCGACAAGCGCGAGGGACGCGUCGACGUCUUCUUCGCCGCGCUCGAGAAGGCGCGCGACGACUCGCUCUCCAUCGAGGAUCGCGCCGCCGCCGCCGCCGACGCCGCGUCCAAGAACCCCCGGUUCGCUGGAGGCAAGGACAACGCGGGAGCCGCCGCGUCCAAGGACCCGAGCAACUACAACCCCGCGGUCAUCAAGCAGAAGAUCGAGCAGUCGCUGAAGGACCGCGAGGAGCUGGAGGAUGAGAUCGCCGCGUGCGUCGAGGAGGGAUACCCGGUUGUCACCGCGUGGGUCGCGUUCGAAGAGGAGGACAGCUGCGUCGAGUGCGUCCAGGCGGUGCGCGCCUCCAAGAAGCGCGAGCGCAAAAUCAAGGCGAAGAAGCUCGUGGGCUUGGAGGAGACGGACGGGCUUCCGGGGGAGUACGACGUUCGCACGUUCGAGGGCGAGAACAAGCUGGAGAUUUCCACCGCUCCACCCCCGUCCGACAUCCUCUGGGAGAACCUCCACUACUCCAUGGACACUUUCUGGAAGCGCGAGAUGCGCUCCAACGUCAUCAUGUGGGGAUUCCUCAUCAUCAACGUGUUUGCCAUCGCCGGCGCCAAGAUCACGUCCGUCACCCUUCCCCCGGUCAUCCCGGUGUGCGAUGACGUCGACAACGGCGGCUCGUUUCUUCAGUGCCCGAAACUUUGGAACCUCGACUCGGACACCGCGGCUGUCGCGUCGCAGGCGAGGAUUGACAUCAUGCCCUUCGUCAAGCAGGAGAAGAGCGCAUCGAAUUGCGAGGACUUCCUCGAGUACGAUCAGUUCAUCGGCAACAUGACCAAGUACGCCAACUGGUACGACGGAACCAGCGUCGCCGCGGGGGCGCCAACCACCGCGGCUGAGGUUGCCACUUUCCGCGCCGGCAUCGAGACCGCGGGGGCCGCCUGGACCGGCGGUUUCGACCAAGCCACGCACAUGGACGAGUGCGCCGCGCAGAUCUGCUACAGCUGCUACUGCAAGAAGAACACGGCGGAUGAAUUCUGCAAGGACCACAACGAAAACGAGGCUGAGCGCACGCUCAUUCUCAUCGGCGCCAUCUGCGUCUCUGCGACGGCGAACCUUAUCAUUAAGGAGCUGGCCAUCAGGCUCUCCUUCUUCGAGAGGCCCCACAGCACGACCGCGCGCGAGCUCGGGAUCGCCGAGAAGAUGACGGUGGCGCUGAUGGUGAACAUGUGCCUCCUACCCCUGCUCAUGACCACCCAGCUGGCCAUCCCAUCGUGGCCUGGAAAGUUUGACGAUACCAGCUCCGGUUGGUACAACGACUUCGGCAACACCCUGGUGCAGAUCGCGCUCAUCAACUCCAUCUCCUUCCCGUUCACUCUGCUCUCCCCGGUGAUCAUCUGGAGGAUGCUGGUGUACUUCCUCACGCCGAGUGUCAAGUCGCAGAGGCAACUCAACGAGCUGUGGACACCGCCGCCGUUUUUGCUCUCCGAGCGCUACGGUCAGAUGAAUGCGGCGUUCCUCUACACCAUCAUCUUCUCCUCCGGCAUGCCCCUGCUGUACGUCGGGCACUUCGUCAAGAUUGCUCUGGACAUCGUCAUCGAUCGAAUCAUGCUCUUCAGGGCGUGCAUCCAGCCCCCGCGGUACACCGGAAAGCUCGCGGCGCAGUUCCUGUACAUCGUGCCCAUCGGCAUCAUCCUUCACUUCCUCUUUGCCGUGUACAUGUGCGGCGAGAGGGACCUGCCCUCGCGCACGCUGCCCGCCGGCGUGUUUGGCAAGUGGGCCGGCGGCCCGAACCAGGCGGUCGCCGAGCGCGACUAUCAGUUUGACUUUAGCGCGAGGCUCAAGCGCGUCAACGGCCUCUUCCCGUUCGUCUGCGCCAUGGUCACCGCGGGAUUGGUGUUCAUCGCGACGAUCGUGCUGCAGGUGCGCAAGCGCAAGAAGAAGGGGCAGAUGGAGGCUGAGGGGUGCCCGCCGUUGUCGGAGGCCAAGGCGAAGAAGCUCAUCACCGACCUCACCUCGUACCGCAUCACCGACAACCCGGUGUACCAGCACCUGUUCCCGCCGGGCGAGGAGGUGAGCGAGGGCCUGUGA